UUAAAAUUCGCGUCAAAACAAAACUUUCAUGUGUGACGUAUGAACAACUGUUUACUUUUUUAAUUUCGACGAAAGGAAGAUUUAUUUUUUUUGCCUUUCUUGCAGCAAGAGUAAAAGUACGUGGCAAAAUAAUUUCAAUGCAACAGAUUGUUAGAGGUUACCGUUCACUUUUUUCUCCUGUUUAACCUAAAUGUUACUGUGAUAGUGAAAAUGUCUCCAGAAAUCAAUGGAAACCCACCAAGUGUCACUAAAAGAAAGAAAAACCGAGACAAGAAGCCCCCUCAACCCGCCACAUUAAAUCCAUUGGAAUUUAACAUGUCAAAUUGCAGUUAUUUUCCCACUAAUCCGAACAACUACCAGAACAUAAGUAUACCUGAUAUCACGGCUUAUUAUUCAUAUCUAAACUAUUCAAAUCCUUCAGAGCCUAUGUCUUUACCAAUUUAUCCUAUAAAUUACGCGAAUUAUUUCCCUUCUAAUCCUAACCUCAAUUUCAUGGGUGCUACAAAGCAACAGAUGAUGCCUUCAGUAAAUGGUGACAAUAAUGAAUAUCUCAGUUUACCAGUUGCUAAUGCUGACCAGAGUGAUGAUGUAAGUAAGCGAAGGUAUUCCGAUCCAGGAUUACCAAAUGACAGUGAUGAUAGUGUGAAUUCAUUUGAAAGCAAGAUUAUUGAAAAAUUAACACAUCAAAUCAAUGUUUUGAAAGAAAGCAAUAGAAAACUUAACAGAGAAGUGACAGAAAUGAGAAUAGAGCUGAAUAUGUUAAAGCAGCAACAGAAUUCGAGACAUUUUGAUAGAGAAUAUGAACCAGGAAUGUUGGCCGAUAUUAUUAGAGAAGUCAGGGAUGCAGCAAGAGUCAGAGAAGACGCUUUGUUAGCCAAGGUCAAGCACAUGAUUGAAGAAAAGCAGCUAAGUAUGAAUCACCUACACCUAGUGAGUGAGAAGAACCGCAACAACGACCGCAUUUCAAAAUUAGAAGAACAAUUAAAAAACUUGAGCGUAAACAAUUCGAGAUCUGAAGAAAGUGAAGAACAGGUAACAGAAGACGGUGCAAGUACGGCCCGCCAGGUUUUAGAAUUAGAAAGAGAAGCAUUGGUUUUGAGGAGAGAACUUCAAGAAACUCGUGCGAAGAAGGAAGAAGCUGAUCAGAAGUUAUUACAGCUGGAUAAGAAAUUGUCAAGCAUUUUGAGACGAAAUGACAUUUGCCCGUCAGACGUUUCUGAAGAUGGUAAAACAAAUUCAGCUGAUUCCAUUUCAGUGACAACUACAUCGUCGAUUUCACAGGCUCUUCCAAGGGUCACCUUGUCAGGACCAGUCACUGAUUUAUGAUUUAUUAAAUCAUGUCAGCAUCGAGUUAUUGAUGUCCUAGCAAUAAUGUUUAUGGCUUUGAAGAAAAAUCUCGUUCGAAAUUAAACUUAAUGACAAAAUUUUCAGAUGACACUAGAAGCUCCACUCUUUAUCAAACAUUGUAAUAUUGAUUACAAGACAUGACAUAUUAUUGCUGUUGCGGACAUGUUGAUCUUCUACAGUUUUAAGUGCCUAUAGUAUCGCCAUUUAACAUUUCACUUAUAAAAAAAUUCAGCUAUCGUCAUUAUGUACACAGAUAAGACAAAUAUUCGAUUUUUAUGUGGUUGGCACGUGUUAAGGUAGUUUUAUUGAUAUUGGAAAACUUAGAUACAAAAUUUUCGUCAGUUUAGUGUGAUUAUUUAUGAUAUUUUAUCGGUUUUAAUUUAUUCAAGUGUAAAUAUUUACACGUAGAUAUAAAGAUUAUUCUUUAAAAAAAAGUAAAAAUGAAAUAAAAUUUUGCUUCAAUUAAAUAUUUUUUGCAUGUCAACUAGUACAAUAUGUAAAUUUAAAGGUUGUGGACACAUUCCAUCCAAAGUUGAAUAUAAGUAGGUAAUUUUUACAUAGAUUGUGUGCCUUAAUAACUCUUGCUCUUUAUUUAAUGGAACAGAAUUUUGCCAUUGUUCGUUGUCAUAUUGUGUAAUUUCUCGAAUUGUUUUGUGUUAACUUACGUUUGUAAUAAUAUGGAGUGUUGAUUUACGAAUCAAGGAUCUCUUUUCCGAAUUUUUAAAAUUAACUAAUUGAAAUAUUCGGAGGUUAAUUUCACUUUUUUUUUGAUGUGGGACGUUUUUCUGAACAGUUUUUACAUUGUCAAUUUAUUUGUCAAUAUUUGUUCCGAGAAAUCCAACUAAUCAAAUUAAUUAUUAUUGUAGUGUAAUUUAAAUUAAAGCAAUUUUAAUAAAAACCCACGCUCUAUAUGUAGCUGUAAUAUUCCGAAGUGCAUUUUACUAAACUUACUGCAUUUUAACAGCAAAAGAUGCUGUAAUUUAAAUUUAAUUACUUUCAUGAUGUAUCAUUUAUUGUGGCCGUAAGAGCUGAAUACAUAUUCAGUAAAUUAGUAAUUUGCCAUAAUAAAGUGUACAAUUUUGUUUUAAAAAUGCGUUAACACUGCCCUAUGUUAAUAACAUGUACUUACUCAAAUGAUAUUUAAUCUGGAAAAUGUAUGUUUACUUAAUUCUGCAGUUGCAUUCCAAGGGAAUUAGGAAGUUUUAUUUUUGUUUAUACACUUACAGUCAUUUUAGGUUUUUCAAACUUGAUAAAGUCGACGGAAACUGCUCUUCUUGAUUGUGAUAAUAAUGUGAAUAUAUUUUUUUUCGUCAAAGAUAUUUGGACAAUUCACAUUAUUAGCCAUAAGAUGUCUAAAAUGAUUGUAUUAUAGAUGGUUAGGUAUAAAAUAAGAUUACUAUACCCAUGUAGUGUAGUGCUCCUUAAUCCAAAAACAAUAAAUACUUAUAUUUUUAUAAAUUGCG
Messenger RNA from Zophobas morio, 2810 nucleotides. RefSeq lists its product as uncharacterized. Bases 211 to 1326 code for a protein of 371 amino acids. NCBI's taxonomy places the organism in Eukaryota, Metazoa, Arthropoda, Insecta, Coleoptera, Tenebrionidae. The transcript is spliced from 4 exons. The record is from RefSeq and is a predicted model, not a curated record.